This is a messenger RNA of Podarcis muralis (Common wall lizard), 1328 nucleotides long. NCBI's taxonomy places the organism in Eukaryota, Metazoa, Chordata, Lepidosauria, Squamata, Lacertidae. The record is from RefSeq and is a predicted model, not a curated record.
AUAAAUUUCUAAGUAAGCGUUUUCUCCGCUUCUAGAUUGUGUUCUUAACUGGCUUUGGCUACGUUUAUGUGGAUAUUGCUCAUCAGUGUGGAACAAUAAUUGUCACUUUAGCGCCUGAAGGAAGACCAGGACAACAGAUCAGUUUGAACAGAACUCAAGAGCAGAGCCUCCUUCUCAAAACGUUCAUCAGCCAGCUGAGCCUCACUGUAUAUGAUGACAUCACCAGCCCCAAAACAUCGUCUGAACUUUUGCGGUUCACGGUGGACCACAUUUACCUUCAUAUGGUUCCAGUUGCCAGCUACCUUAGGCCUCUCUCUCAUGAAUUCCACGGAGAGGCCACCAGUGGCCUUCAGCAGUUUUAUACUCUCCAUAUCUAUUGUGGAAACCUGCAGCUGGACAAUCAGCUUUACAACAAAUCCAAUUUCCAUUUUCCCGUCUUGCUGUGCCAGGGAGAGAAAAACGAAACCACACAGUGGACCAAAGUGCCCAACCUCAUGGUAUCCAACAAAGAUCUGGAAGAAUAUAAUGAAAAUUCCUUCAUCAAACUCUGCCUCACUCUGUCAGAAGAGCAGAAUUUGCUCUUUCAUGUGAAUGACCUCAGCUUUGAAAUGAAACCAGCCAGGUUAUAUGUAGAAGACACAUUUGUUUAUUACAUCAAAACUUUAUUUGAGACCUACCUGCCAGACAGCAGAGGCAUUUGCCAUUCUGCAGAAGCCUCGGCUAUUAGCCGGAUACUUCCUGAACCAGUAAGGCAGCAUGCAAAUGCUUUAGCCAAUCCAGUGAAAUUAAGGAAGUUAGCAAUCCAGCCGGUGAGCCUCUUGGUCAGCGUCCAUGCUUCCCUGAAGCUCUAUAUUGCUUCAGAUCACACUCCUCUCUCCUUCUCUGUGUUUGAACGAGGACCCAUUUUUACAACUGCCAGGCAGCUCAUUCAUGCGUUGGCCAUGCAUUAUGCUGCAGGAGCAUUAUUCAGAGCAGGAUGGGUUGUUGGAUCUCUGGAGAUUCUUGGCAGCCCAGCCAGCUUGGUAAGAAGCAUAGGGAAUGGAAUCGCCGAUUUCUUCAGGCUCCCAUACGAAGGCCUGACCCGUGGUCCUGGAGCCUUUGUUAGCGGAGUAUCCAGAGGAACAACAUCAUUUGUAAAACACAUUUCCAAAGGUAGAUACCCUGCUGCAUUUUUUCUAAGGUUUUUCAAAGACAGCGCUGAAGCUCUCAGAUUUGCCGUCCUCAUCUUAGUUCUAGCUUGUUGGGUUUCAGCAAAAUGCUGGGAGGGUAACAAACCUCACCAACCCUCUGUGUUUUUAAAGCAAGCCGUUCCUUUAACAUUAUCCUAG